AUGGAAGUUGAAAUCAUAUCCACAAAAUUCAUAAAACCAUCUUCACCAACUCCAAAUCAUCUCCAAAAUUACAAGUUAGGUUUCUUUGAUCAAACAACUGAUGAGACACAUUUACCUCUUGUUUUUUUUUAUCCUCCUACCAACAACAUUAAUUUUUCAGCUCAUGAAGAACAACUUGAGCAAUCCUUAUCUAGGAUUUUAACUCAUGUUUACCCUAUNNNNUGUUGGCCUCAAGAUUCAUGGAAUGUAGAUGCAUCCAACUUAUUCGCCAUGCCAGUUGUCAUUAUCCAAAUUACAGAAUUCGAGUGUGGUGGCUUGGCUCUAUCCAUGAGCCACGCGCACAUUGCAAUGGAUGGUUACUCAACUUUUACUGUUAUCAACGAGUGGUCCAAAGUGUGUAGACUUGAGAUUCCUGUAGAGAAGAUCGAUUUCAUGAGCUUUAAUUUGGUUGAUGUUUUCCCAACGAGAGAUUUAUCGAAGCUUCUCUUGCCUCGUGUUCCUCCAUUAGAUCGUGUGGAGUCUAAAUUAGUAGCCAAAAGGCUAUACAUCAACGAAGAUUCCAUUUCAAGGCUAAGAAAAGAAGUCGGUGGAGACUUAUGCACCUUUAAGCCGUCAAGAGUUGAAAUGAUCAUGGCCCUCCUAUGGAGGGCUUUAAUUCGUGCUUCAGAAAAGAAGCACGGAUAUCUAAGGCUUUAUCCUCCUACCAACAACAUUAAUUUUUCAGCUCAUGAAGAACAACUUGAGCAAUCCUUAUCUAGGAUUUUAACUCAUGUUUACCCUAUUUCUGGCAGAUUUACCGAGGAUAACUCGAUAUCCUGCCAGGACCAAGGGGUUAAAUUUAUAAAAGCAAAAGUGAAUAGUAAACUCAAUGAAUUUCUUGAGAAAGCACGCAAGGAUGUCAACCUUUCAUUGCUCUGUUGGCCUCAAGAUUCAUGGAAUGUAGAUGCAUCCAACUUAUUCGCCAUGCCAGUUGUCAUUAUCCAAAUUACAGAAUUCGAGUGUGGUGGCUUGGCUCUAUCCAUGAGCCACGCGCACAUUGCAAUGGAUGGUUACUCAACUUUUACUGUUAUCAACGAGUGGUCCAAAGUGUGUAGACUUGAGAUUCCUGUAGAGAAGAUUGAUUUCAUGAGCUUUAAUUUGGUUGAUGUUUUCCCAUCGAGAGAUUUAUCGAAGCUUCUCUUGCCUCGUGUUCCUCUAGAAGAUCGUGUGGAGUCUAAAUUAGUAGCCAAAAGGCUAAACAUCAACGAAGAUUCCAUUUCAAGGCUAAGAAAAGAAGUCGGUGGAGACUUAUGCACCUUUAAGCCGUCAAGAGUUGAAAUGAUCAUGGCCCUCCUAUGGAGGGUUUUAAUUCGUGCUUCAGAAAAGAAGCACGGAUAUCUAAGACGUUCUCUAAUGAACAUCCCAAUAAACUUGCGCACUAGGUUAAUUUCUUUACCUCAAGUAGAAAAAUCUUUUGGAAAUCUUGGAGUUGACGCCCCUUUAAAAUUCAUACCUGGGGAGAACAAGAUGGAGUUGCACAAAUUCGUGACAUUAAUUCAUGACACUGUGAAGGAAACUAUUAUUACUUGUGACAAGACAUCACCGGAGGACAUAGUGUCCGCGGUGUCAAAUAUAUAUAAUGAAAGUUUUCUAGCACAAGAUUGGGGAGGAAGUGAUGAAGUUGAUAGGUACACAAGUUCAAGUUUAUGUAAAUUUCCUAUACAAGAAGCUGAUUUUGGUUGGGGAAAGCCAUGUUUGAUGCAUUUUGGGUCAAGACAUGAUCAAGUUUGCUGGUUGUAUGAUGCAGAAUGUGGCAAUGGGAUUUGUGUGCAAGUGGAUUUGAAGGAAGACUAUAUGCAUCUAUUUGAAUGUGACAAUGAUAUCAAGGAUUUCUUUCAGUUUUAGAGUUUAGGUCUCUAAGGUUUGGCAAUUUUUAUUUACUUUUUUAUUAUUGUUGUUGUUGUCAUUUUGGAUUUGGUAAUAUAAUAAAGUUGCAUUUGUUAUCUUGU
Molecule: messenger RNA, 1988 nt
Organism: Solanum tuberosum (potato)
Lineage: Eukaryota; Viridiplantae; Streptophyta; Magnoliopsida; Solanales; Solanaceae
Product: acetyl-CoA-benzylalcohol acetyltransferase-like
Exons: 3
Coding region: 1-1884 (627 amino acids)
Source: RefSeq, a predicted model, not a curated record